Messenger RNA from Phyllopteryx taeniolatus (common seadragon), 3887 nucleotides. RefSeq names its product Rho guanine nucleotide exchange factor (GEF) 25b (gene arhgef25b). The coding region runs from base 999 to 2909 and encodes 636 amino acids. Gene Ontology annotation, cellular component: plasma membrane; cytoplasm. Gene Ontology annotation, biological process: axon guidance. The record is from RefSeq and is a predicted model, not a curated record. Gene Ontology annotation, molecular function: guanyl-nucleotide exchange factor activity. The transcript is spliced from 19 exons. NCBI's taxonomy places the organism in Eukaryota, Metazoa, Chordata, Actinopteri, Syngnathiformes, Syngnathidae.
CGUUUAUCGUCUUUUGCAUUUAAUCGACAAACCGCAUUGAUGUCAAACUGAAAGCAGGUCACAGACUCAUUUUGACCUAUGUUAUGCAUAAAACAGUUAAAAAAAACAAAAAAAAAACAAUUGGACUCUGAUGGAAGGGGACCUUUAAGGUCAAGAGUGAGACUUGUACCAAAUUGUACCACAGGGUUUCUUAAGAGUCUCUGCUUCCCCCCGCCCCAUUCUAAACUUAUACAAAGCUAUUUUCUAAUAAUCAUUUAGGCUUGACAAAAUAUUGGGCACAAUUCAGCGCUCACCUCAGACUCUACACAUUCAACAAAAACUCCUCAUGGAGGUGAUAUCAUGAGAGCUUUACAGUAAAGAAGCUGUCAUGACGUUUAAUCGGCAAGUGCGAUAAGUGCCACGAGAGUAUGAGGUUGAACGGUAGUAAAAAAAUAUAUAUAUUUGCUGAAACAAACUCGGAACUCUUGUUGCCCUAAGAUAACGUUAUAACCCAUCCAACGAACGAUGUUGCCAAAUGUCACAAAUAUUGAAACAACUCUCCUUUGGCAGAAAGAAUGCACUACCGAGAAUCCUCCGCAGUGAGCCCAGGUCAUUGCGGGCGCAUGCUUGGUACAGUGUGGAUGCCGUUCGCCCAUCAGAUGUCUCUGGGGUGUAGUCUGGCAGCACAGAGUCGUCUGACAGGAUGCUUUCCGAGUCCCACCCCGAUGGAGACCCGUCCUCCUCGUCAGGGCCUGCACCCAAGUGAGGGUCCUCUGCUGCAGUGGCCAUCUUCCAACAGCAGAGUCAAACAAGGAUACGCUCCAUAGAGGAGAAGAGUGAGGGAGAUCUGGAGAUGAAGGAAGAUCUUUGAUUCACAAGGAAGAGCAAGAGAUGAACAAUGAAGACUUUGGCAAAAGUACAAGGGAGGACUCAACAACUUAAGGGAUACAACGUUGACAAAGAUUUCAGACUGCAGCAAGGAGAAACUGUUGACUGAUGACAACAAUCAACACACCAAUAUGGAGUUCAAGUCGGCCAGGAGGUCCAAUGUGGCUGCAGGAUGCAAUGCAGAGUCGUACUCUGUGGCGACCGUCGAUGGUACCAUUAACCCGGCGCUGAGCCCGGUGUCCCCCCAGGCCUCAGGGAGCUCCAGCCCCGGCUCUGGAGUAUCACGGCACCCCGUCAGCGCCUUGAAGAAGUGGCUCACCACUCCGGUCCGCAAGCUAAGCUCCGACGCCAGAGGGGGAGCGGGGCGGGUCGAGAAGCAAAUGUGCAGGUCAGACGGGAGACAGCAGCCAUCGCUCCAUUCCCACAGCAGAGCUCAGCCAAGGCCUUUGGACCUGCAUGAUAGCGACUACACAAUCCUCCCCUCUGCAGAUUUGGUGUGGAAAGAUGGCCUGUUGAGUUGCGAAGCAUCGUCUCCUUUGCAGCCUUCCCAACAGGGAGACUUAUCGGACCUCCUGCAAGAAGGAGAUACACAAAGUCUUAGCCACACAUCCAGUGUCAACACUCUCCAAGGUGAGGACAACAGCUGCAAUGUGACCGAGGAUGCUGGUAGCCAGUGGUCUAUUGCAGUGGACAGCGAAGAAGAGAGGAGCAUUGCCUUUGAGAAGAGCUUAUAUGUGCUGACAGAGCUGAUAGAGACUGAGAGGUUGUAUGUGGAAGAUCUUGGGCUCAUUGUGCAGGGCUACAUGGCGACCAUGACCAAUCAGGGUGUUCCAGAAGACCUUAAAGGGAAAGACAGGAUUGUGUUUGGAAACAUCCAUCAGAUAUAUGACUGGCAUAAGAGUUAUUUCCUGGGCGAGCUGGAAAAAUGUGUAGCUGAUCCGGACACGUUGGCCCAGCUCUUCAUCAAGCAUGAACGUCGUCUUCACAUGUAUGUGGUUUAUUGUCAGAACAAGCCCAAAUCAGAGCACGUUGUCUCUGAGUACAUUGAGACCUUCUUUGAAGAUCUCAGGCAGCAGUUGGGUCACAGGCUGCAGCUCAAUGACCUGUUGAUCAAACCUGUCCAACGGAUCAUGAAGUAUCAGCUUCUGCUGAAGGACUUCCUAAAGUAUUACAGCAAAGCAGGACGGGAUGUAGCGCAACUCCAGAGGGCAGUGGAGGUGACAUGUUUUGUGCCUAAACGAUGCAACGACAUGAUGAACGUGGGCAGGCUGCAAGGCUUUGGGGGGAAAAUCACGGCUCAGGGGAAGCUCCUCCAGCAGGACACCUUCUCUGUGAGCGAGCAGGAAGGCUGCUUCCUGUCCAGACCUAAGGAGAGGAGGGUCUUCCUGUUUGAGCAGCUGGUCAUCUUCAGCGAGCCAAUCGAUAAGAAAAAGGGCUUUUCUUUACCAGGCUAUAAUUUUAAAAACAGCAUAAAGGUCAGCUGCUUAGGCGUGGAGCAGAAUUCCAGGGAGGGCCCGAGCUCUCUCGUCCUGACGUCUCGUGGGACAAACGGCAAUGUGACUCGAUUUAUGAUGCGUGCGUCUACUCCGGAAAUACAACAAGCUUGGCUCAGUGAUGUGGUGCAGAUUUUAGAGACUCAAAGGAACUUCCUCAAUGCCCUUCAGUCUCCUAUUGAGUACCAACGAAGGGAGAGCAAAUCAAACAGCCUGGGCAGGAACAUGAAGUCUGCAAGUGGCCUGCAGCCUUACUCGUCAGCAUCUAUGGACCGCCACCAGCAGCUCGGCCUACUGUCUUACAACACCUCCCUUCCAUCGCUGCAUCCGCCCCACCACAGCCCAGCUGCGAAAGCAGUUUCUAAUCCGUGUGCCAUGACCCAUCAAGUGGCCCACCUUCAGCUCUCGUCACAGCCGCAGCUCACUUUGAGUCCAAAAGCGACAGGAAGCCACAGGACAACCAUUUCUCUGCCACCCUGCAGCCAGCACAGCAUGCAGGUUGUGUCUGCCGCUUUCCAGGCGACCACUCUUCAUGACAGUGAAACUUGAGUGCAUCAGCCAAAAACACGAGAGUGCUGGCAUCUUAUGAGUACUUCUGGAUGGAGAGCAUGUUGAGAGCGCAAUGGAAAGCUCACAGAGUCUUUGUUAUCACGCCAUGUACUACUAACUACCUUUUGAAUGGCAUUCAAAGACAAUUCGGUUUCCUAUAUACAUGGCUGCAUACAUGGGGUGUUUAGAUGAGAACUGGUAUUUAAAGCAUGGCAGAUUUCCAUGGAAAUUUCCUCUUUUGUUAUUUUUGUAAUGCAUCAUUUUUUACAUGGGACCAAUUCUACUUUAUUCCUCCGAUGAAUUGACACCUCAAGUCCCCUUCCUCAAAUGAAUAAACUGUUUAUUUUUACCUUGCAAUUUAGCAUAAUAGCUGUGUUUACACUUUGGUGGGCUGUUUCAGUGCAGCUAUUGUCAGGUUGCUAUCUGAACCAAACACAUUUGUGCUUGUGUCACCGAGCAGAACGAAGAGAGAGGGAAUGGAGAAAGGCGUGCUCAUCACCUACGACUCGUAUCGUGGCGAGCUCAGAGUUAUAAAUGCAAUUCUGUGUUGCUUUCUUUAUGCUGUAAGUAAAAAAAAAUCAUUAUUAAAAGGAAACAUUUCUCCAAAUAAUCCAGCAUUUACUCCCUGCAAAGUGGAAAACAGCUACUCAAAUAUCUGUCCUGGCUGCAAUAAGUCGACAUUAAUAAUAAAAAAAACGGAUGCACACUACAAUCGGUUGUAUUUGGUGUUUAUGUGAAGAGACUCACCUCUCCAGUACAUGCAUUCAUUUUCAGCAGCCCCUCUCUCAACAGUAUGUCUGGCCAUUAAAUGGUGAGUAGUUUUAUUUAGUUUAACUACAAUAAUUAACCUACUAAAAAGGGUGACCACCUCCCCAAUUAAAUGUUAUUUCUGCCAUGUGUCAUCAAAGGGUGAGUCAUUUUAUGCUAUCAGUGUGUAACUUUUAUUUAUAAUUUUGUCGUUCCUAGCCCUCCAUAUUG